Messenger RNA from Cavia porcellus (domestic guinea pig), 4117 nucleotides. Its product is annotated as liprin-alpha-1-like. Gene Ontology annotation, molecular function: protein binding. Bases 103 to 2529 code for a protein of 808 amino acids. Lineage: Eukaryota; Metazoa; Chordata; Mammalia; Rodentia; Caviidae. The record is from RefSeq and is a predicted model, not a curated record. Gene Ontology annotation, cellular component: presynaptic active zone. Gene Ontology annotation, biological process: synapse organization. The transcript has 22 exons.
CCGCGCUUGGCUGGCGGUUGGUCCUGCUUGCGGCUAGCAGGACCCCCUAGGUCUCGAGGGACGGAUUCUAAACCACUGCCCAUUGCCCAGGAGACCCCAGUGAUGGCACUGUGGACUCGCCUGUAUGGCCGCGUCCUGGAAAGCUCUAGGGUGAUGCCCACCAUCAGUGAAGAAGGCCCUUCAGGAGGAAGUGAAAACCAUGGAUCUGGCUGCCCUUCACAACCAGAUGCAGAUUCCCAUUUUGAACAGCACAUGAUGUCCAUGCUAGAAGAAACAUACAUUGCUCAGAGCACACUGAUAGAGACUCAAGAAACAUUGGCGUUGACCCAGGGGAAAUUACUCGAGGUUGGUCAUGAGAGAGAUUCGUUGCAGAGACAACUCAAUACUGCGCUUCCACAGGAGUUUUCAACGCUUGCAAAAGAGCUCAACAUUUGCAGGGAACAGCUGCUUGAGAGGGAAAAAGAAAUUGCUGAACUGAAAGCAGAAAGGAACAACAUGAGGCUGUUCCUGGAACAUCUGGAGUUCCUUGUCUCCAGGCAUGAACGCUCUCUCGAAACGACUGUGAUGAAGCGGCAGGCGCGGUGUCCUGCAGGUGCGAGAGCAAUUACGCGUAGCACUGCAAAGGUGCAGCUUGUUAGAAGAGGAACUGGGCGCCACGCAAAUAAUCAGAAAAAAUCACCAAGAGAUGGAGUGCUUGACCAUGAACAAGAAGAAACACCAAGCACUAAUGGAAAGAGAUCUUCUGCUGGCUCCUUAAGCCAUGAGGAAGACCUUGCCAAAAUAAUUGUGCUCCAAGAAGUCAUACACAAACAUUCAAAAGAGCAGAGUCAGAUGAAGGAGCUCCUGGCUGCACUUUCCAGCCAUGUGUCAGAGCUGCAAGAAAAUCUUGACACAGCAAGAAAGGAUCUCAUCAAGUCUGAAGAGAUGAACAAGAAAUUGGAACGAGAUGUUCAUGAAAUAAGUGAUAAAAAUUACAGGCCACUGGUCGUUUGUUUGGCAAAAAGGAAAAGGGUCCGCCUGGACAAACUGGCAAAGAAUCACCAAGACAAGCUGUUGUUUCUGAAACGGAAAACUCAUCUCAGGAUGCCUUCCAACUUAGCAAAUUGGGAGGAAAGGAUGAAAAAAAAUCGUCAACUUCAAAAACACUCAACAGGCUCCCAGGAAGGUCCUGUGAACAAUCCCAGUAGCAGUGACAGCAGGCAGGACGCACUCCACAAAGCCCCAAAGAAGAAGAGCAUCAAGUCCUCCACUGGUCGUUUGUUUGGCAAAAAGGAAAAGGGUCCGCCUGGACAAACUGGCAAAGAAUCACCAAGACAAGCUGUUGUUUCUGAAACACCAAACUCAUCUCAGGAUGCCUUCCAACUUAGCAAACUGGGAGGAAAGGAUGAAAAAAAUCAUCAACUUCAAAAACAGCCUGAGUUGCUGGAGGAAGCCCAGAGGCAAGGCUUACCAUUUUCACAGUGGGACGGGCCAACCGUGGUUGAAUGGCUGGAGCUCUGGGUUGGGAUGCCUGCUUGCUAUGUGGCUGCCUGCAGAGCAAAUGUGAAAAGUGGGGCCAUCAUGUCAGCUCUGUCAGACAGACAGAUCCAGCAAGAGAUUGGCAUCAGCCACCCUCUGCACAGACUGAAGCUGCGGCUGGCCAUCCAGGAAACCCUGUGGCUCACCAGCCCUUCGGCUACACCCACAUUGAAAAAGACCACAGGAAAUGUCUGGUUAACACAUGAAGAGAUGGAAACACUUGCAGCCACAUCUCAGAUGGAAGAUGAGGAGGGAAGCUGGAUUCAGACACUUGCAUAUGGGGACAUGAACCACGAGUGGAUUGGCAAUGAGUGGCUGCCCAGCCUGGGCCUACCUCAGUACCGAAGCUAUUUCAUGGAGUGCCUUGUGGAUGCUCGGAUGCUGGACCAUCUGACCAAGAAAGACCUGUGGGGGCGGCUGAAAAUGGUUGACAGUUUUCACAGGAACAGCUUCCAGUGUGGACUUAUGUGCCUGAAAAGGUUAAAUUAUGAUCGGAAAGAACUGGAAAGAAGAAGAGAAGAAAGUCAGGAUGUAGUUAAAGAUGUGCUUGUUUGGAGCAAUGAUCGAGUGAUUCGCUGGGUCAUAUCCAUUGGCCUUAAAGAAUAUGCAAACAACCUCAUAGAGAGUGGGGUUCAUGGCGCACAGCUGGCCUUAGAUGAAGCCUUCGAUUACAACACAUUGGCCCUGUUGUUACAGAUCCCGACAGAGAACAGAAAGGCUCGAAAUGUCUUGGACAAAGAAUUUGCCGACCUUUUGGUCCUUGGGACUGUCAGACGUUUUGAUGUUGAGGAUGACAAACACUUUAGGAGAGCACCUUCAUGGAGAGAGAAGGUUAGAGAAAAGGCCAUUCACGGCGUGGCAACUGGGUCAUCAGAGACACUCCCUGCAAACUUCCGAGUCUCUUCUUCCAAGUCUUUCUGCUCUAUGCAGCCCAAUGAGAUCCAGAUGGAUGGCAGUGUAUCAGAAACACAGAAGUUGGAUUCUGCGACAGUCAGGACUUCCUCCUGUUAAGCCUCCUGUUGUUUUCCUGCACUACUUCUACAGAUGAUAUGCAGCAUUUUGAAUCCAACAGAGACUACAUUUUUUAAUUCAGUCGAAUCGCUGUUAAUACUUGUUAUAUGGACUCCUAAGAUAUUUUAUAACAGAGUUUUUAAUUAGUGAAAAAUUCAUCAAUAACAUAGAGAAAAUAUUUUAGAAUUUAAUGUUUCUUCUAUUUUUGUAAACUUAGGACUUUUCAUUUAUAUAGUUACUUACUUUUUCAUCUAUGUUUAGGCUAUAAAUAUCUCUGGAAGUAAUUCAUGUUCUUAUAUCUAAUUUUAGUCUUUCAAAUGAAUGUACUGUAAUGCUUGUAUGUAUAAACCCUAUGAACAAAUACACGGCUUUUGUAAAUUGUGCACAUAUUAUAAUUAUUACUAUUUAACUUUUUAAUGAUAAGCCAUCCCUGAAAAAAUUAGUUUACUACCCUUUUUUUGUCUUUUUUGUUUUUAUCGGUACUAGGGAUCAAACUCAGGACUGCCUGCUUGCAAGGCAGGUGCUUAUGCCACUGAGCUAAAUCCCCAGCCCAGUUUACUACAUUUAUAAAAUUGUUGUGACAUAAGCAAUGUGCAUUAUCCUUCACCUUGCUCUACAUCAGUCAUUUUAAAAUCAGGAGGUAGGGGCUGGGGAUUUAGCUCAGCGGCAUAAGUGCCUGCUUUGCAAGCAGGAAGUCGUGAGUUCGAUCCCUGGUACCGAUAAAAGCGAAAAAAGACAAAAAAAAAAAAAAAUCAGGAGGCUUCAUUCCAAGCAGUUGUCAUAUUUUGAGGUUGACUGACCUUAACUGUCCUUUUUUUUAGCAAGAAAUCAGAGUCUAAUAAAGUCGGGACUGAACCGUUGCACCAGAGCACUAUGGAACUUUCUUAGCACUGGUUCCCUUUUCCCCAUCCUGUCUCUGGACUUGGGGAGCUUGUCUUCAGAGACUUGACCAGAAGCCAUGAGCUGGGAGCUUCUCUCAUCAGGGCUGGAGUGGCCAGGGGUGGACCCCAGCCUGGAACCUUCCCUGCCUCUUUCCUGUGAGCAUGUGGAAGGUGCCUCCAGCUAUUCUUAGAGGACCAAUCACUGAGCACUGUGCUCACAUCUCACAGACAUUGGUGCAUGAGCAGAUGAGAGCAGGAAACCCUGAAAAUAAAGUUGUACUACUCUAACUAAUCAAGGCCUUAAUUUUCAUAUGUGAGUCACCUUUUUACAUUGGUUUAUAAACAUGUUUCAACUAGUCAUACAUUUUUAGAUUUUGAUGACAUAGCCAUUUUGGAUUGAACAAGUAGCAAAUGUAACUUGCUUUUCACUGGCAUAUUAAAAAGCCAGCAAGGAAGGAGUCAGAUCAGGGUGCAUGUUAUUUAUUGUGCAACUGAUACAUAGGUAGACGCAGCAUGCCUUUUUAAUUUAGUUUAUGCAUACAAUUCACUUGUACAAUCCAUAUUACUGCCCUUUUUCUAUUAAUUUUUGUGGAACUUUCUGAGUAAGUAACAAAGUAUACAGUCAUAUACACAUAUAUACUUUUGAACUAUUUUAAUCACAGUAUUAUUUAUUGCUUUCUUCCAAUAAAGUUCUGAAACAUUUUUCA